Molecule: messenger RNA, 1365 nt
Organism: Pteropus alecto (black flying fox)
Lineage: Eukaryota; Metazoa; Chordata; Mammalia; Chiroptera; Pteropodidae
Gene: ALG5
Product: ALG5, dolichyl-phosphate beta-glucosyltransferase
Exons: 10
Coding region: 397-1278 (293 amino acids)
Cellular component (GO): endoplasmic reticulum membrane
Source: RefSeq, a predicted model, not a curated record
GGGUUGGGGACCGCCGCGGGCCUGGGCUCACUGCUGUCCUGGAGACAAGGCCCCUGGCGUGCUAUCUUCCGCGCUGCGGGUUCUUGGACGUGUCCCUUUUCAUCAUACUGACCCCACCCCUUGGCCCCAGAAUUCCUCUCCUGCAAUUUCGAACCCCCAUUCUUCCGCUGUUGAUUUUUAUUUUGGAGUUUUAUCUCCCUACAUACCAAGAGCCUUGUACCUUUAUCCACUCUGGGACGUGGCCAUCCAGUCUUAACUCGCCGCCUUGUCCCUGGACCCUCUGCCCAUCCCGACCUCUCCAAGACUUCCUCCCGGGUCUGCAGCCUCUGCAGUUCUGGCCCCGCUGGGGAAGUCUUGAGCUCCCAGAAGGUUUCCUUUGUUGCAUUUAUAACUGCUAUGGAAUUGCCAGUCCUUCAUCAACAUGAAGAAGAGAAGUUCUUCUUAAAUGCCAGAGGCCAGAAGGAGACCCUCCCAAGCAUAAGGGACUCACCCACCAAACAGCUUUCUGUUGUUGUGCCUUCAUACAAUGAAGAAAAGCGCUUGCCUGUAAUGAUGGAUGAAGCUCUGGGCUAUCUAGAAGAGAGACAGAAACAAGACCCUACAUUCACUUAUGAGGUGAUAGUAGUUGAUGAUGGCAGCAAAGACCAGACUUCGAAGGUAGCUUUUAAAUAUUGCCAGAAAUAUGGAAGUGACAAAGUACGAGUGAUAACGCUGGUGAAGAAUCGUGGGAAAGGCGGAGCUGUUAAGAUGGGCGUAUUCAGUUCUCGAGGAGAAAAUAUCCUCAUGGCAGAUGCUGAUGGAGCCACAAAGUUUCGCGAUAUUGAGAAAUUAGAAAAAGGACUAAAUGAUCUACAGCCUUGGCCUGAUCAAAUGGCUAUUGCAUGUGGGUCACGAGCUCAUUUGAAAAAGGACUCUAUUGCUCAGCGUUCUUACUUCCGUACUCUUCUCAUGUAUGGAUUCCACUUUCUGGUGUGGUUUCUUUGUGUCAAAGGAAUCAGGGACACACAGUGUGGGUUCAAAUUAUUAACUCGAGAAGCAGCUUCACGGACGUUUUCAUCUCUACACAUUGAACGAUGGGCAUUUGAUGUAGAACUGCUUUACAUAGCACAAUUCUUUAAAAUUCCAAUAGCAGAAAUUGCUGUCAAUUGGACUGAAAUUGAAGGUUCUAAAUUAGUUCCAUUUUGGAGCUGGCUUCAAAUGGGCAAAGACCUACUUUUUAUACGACUCCGAUAUAUGACUGGUGCCUGGAGGCUUGAACAAACCAGGAAAAUGAAUUAGGUUGUUUGCCAUCUUUAAUUGUAUUCUUAUGUAUCAGUGUAACAUUAUUUCAUUUGAAUUAAAAUUUUAAAUAAAGCUGGGAUAAAC